CCGUGAGUGAGUCCGCCCCUCGGUUUAAAACUGAAUGGAAAUUUCCAGCGACUUCAUUCGGAAUUGUAUCAGCAGCCACGACUGGUGAAGCGUACCAAAGAAGAAACUAACGGCACGAAACGCUCUCAUAAAAGACAAUCUUAAGGACUCCAUUCAUUCAGACGCACUCGGAUCUACAGCAUUUGGUUUUCCUAUCUUCUCUAUUGUCUGAAAGAAAAGUCAACAUGUCUCAGCAGCAGAUCAGCCUCCCAGCCAAGCUCAUCAAUGGGGGUAUUGCUGGUAUCGUUGGUGUCACUUGUGUCUUUCCCAUUGACUUGGCAAAGACCAGGUUGCAGAAUCAGAGAAAGGGUCAGCAGGUCUACAAGAGCAUGAUGGACUGCCUUGUCAAAACAGUUCGGUCAGAGGGCUACUUUGGAAUGUACAGAGGUGCUGCGGUAAAUUUGACGCUGGUCACCCCUGAGAAGGCAAUCAAGCUGGCUGCUAAUGACUUCUUCCGCCAUCACCUCGCAAAGGAGGGAAAGGGCCUGACAGUGUUUAAAGAGAUGCUGGCAGGCUGUGGUGCUGGAAUGUGCCAAGUCAUUAUCACUACUCCAAUGGAGAUGCUGAAGAUUCAGCUGCAAGAUGCGGGAAGAAUUGCCGCCCAGCAGCAGAAGCCAGUCAUGAUGUCUCCUACAAAACUCGGGACCACAAACACUCUGCUCAGCCGCUCCUACAACUCCGGCAUGGUGGUGUCGGCUCCACGAGCUGUGUCAGCCACACAGAUCGCAAAGGAGCUCAUUCACACACAGGGCAUCCAGGGGCUGUACAGGGGUCUGGGGGCAACGCUGAUGAGGGAUGUUCCUUUCUCUAUCGUCUACUUCCCCCUGUUCGCCAACCUGAACCGCCUUGGUAAACCCAGCGCUGAUGAGUCAUCGCCCUUCUAUUGGGCUUUCCUGUCAGGCUGUGCAGCAGGUUCGACUGCUGCAGUAGCUGUUAAUCCUUGUGAUGUGGUGAAGACGAGGCUGCAGUCUCUGAACAAAGUGUCUACUGAGGAGACCUACAAUGGAGUAAUGGAUUGCAUCAGUAAAAUAAUGCGGAAGGAGGGACCGUCUGCCUUCCUGAAAGGCGCAGGUUGCAGGGCUCUGGUCAUCGCGCCGCUGUUUGGUAUCGCACAGGUUAUGUACUUUGUUGGCGUUGGAGAAUACAUUCUAGACAACUCACCUCUAAGCCUCCUGUCGGCGUGAGAGCAUCAUCGUCAUCCCGCUGGCUGGCUACAUGCAUCGUACCUUCUGAGUGUAGACGAUGGAACACCUGGCAGCUACAUACCAUCGGUUUACAGAAGAAAAAAAUUCAUGUGUGGUCUGACUGCUGAGAGGAGCCUCAGGGUUGCUGAGCCCUGGGGUUGGUCCUCUGUGUGGUCUGACAUCUGGGUUGCACUUAAACACUUUGUGACUUAUUCAGUAGGCUAUGGCCAAUGUUUGCACUUGAAGCAGCUAGCCUUACUGGGUCGGGGGACCUGGAGUUUGCAGUGUUAUUACUCUUCUCUUUGUCCCUGUCAGUCCAGUUCUGUUUCCCUCUGUGAGGGAGCUGGGCUGGGUAUCACUCCAUCAAACAAAGACCCAUUUCCCACGAUAUAAUUAUCUGAAUAUUUUCCAUGUGAACUACAUUAUUGUUUUGAACUGAAUGCAGUGACUUGCAGUACUUCCGUGUUUGUAUCUAUUUCUUUUUUUAUUGCUGUCUCAUGUUACAAAGGCUCUUAGUUUUAGAGCCCAAUUCAGACAAUUUAUUGCAAAGGGAUUUUUUUUUGUUUUUACUUUUUUUUUACAUAGCUUUUCAUCAUUAACUGUGAGUGUAAAUGUUGAAUUUGACUGAUCAUAAACCUUCCUGUUGACAUGGGACCAUACGGUUUGCCAAAACCAUAAACUGUGUCCUGUUAUAUACUUGAUAUUAGUCCUACAGUUCAGUAGUCAGUAUCUUAAUAUCUGCAAAAAACUUGAUGCACAUUAAAUAUGUAUGUGUUUGUCUGUAUAACCUCAGUUAUAAUAUUAGAUGAUCACAUAUGCAUACCACCUAUUUAACUUUUGGUUGUUGCCUUAACAGAGCAGGCCAUCUUCUGACUGACAAACAAUUCUGUUGGCCAAAAAAGCAUUAUGACUGUUACUGUUUGUGAACUGAAAAAAAAGUUACAUAUGUGAUUGUGAUAGCUUUUGUACAUAUAUUGUAUUAAAAAAAAAUACAAUUUGUAAUGUA
This is a messenger RNA of Sphaeramia orbicularis (orbiculate cardinalfish), 2229 nucleotides long. It is a transcript of the gene slc25a55a, whose product is annotated as solute carrier family 25 member 55a. Bases 225 to 1223 code for a protein of 332 amino acids. Gene Ontology annotation, molecular function: L-glutamate transmembrane transporter activity; L-aspartate transmembrane transporter activity. NCBI's taxonomy places the organism in Eukaryota, Metazoa, Chordata, Actinopteri, Kurtiformes, Apogonidae. Gene Ontology annotation, biological process: aspartate transmembrane transport; malate-aspartate shuttle; L-glutamate transmembrane transport. The transcript has 10 exons. The record is from RefSeq and is a predicted model, not a curated record.